Messenger RNA from Macrobrachium nipponense, 7670 nucleotides. Its product is annotated as tyrosine-protein phosphatase 10D-like. Gene Ontology annotation, molecular function: protein binding; protein tyrosine phosphatase activity. Gene Ontology annotation, biological process: protein dephosphorylation. The record is from RefSeq and is a predicted model, not a curated record. Lineage: Eukaryota; Metazoa; Arthropoda; Malacostraca; Decapoda; Palaemonidae.
CUCAGUCAGUUCACCUGUGGUAGUCGUUGUGCGAGGACGUCUGCGCGCGGUGUUUUCGUCCGAACGUUACCUGGCGGUAUGACUAGAGAAUUGAGAUAGCAACGUGCUUGUUACAUUGUGGAUGGUUUGAAAAUCUUACUCACGCCAUGAAUGGUUGAAAAUGUCUCGCGUGCCGUUGCCAAUGGCAGAAAUUUGUGAAAAAUAAUGACCAACAUCGUGUUUGUUCGGGGGAGAGAAAAGGGUGUCCAGUGUUAUAGAUAAUGGUUCUCUCUGCUUAAAAUUGUCUUGUGUCGUUUCACCGUGUUCAUUUCGUCUUCAUUGUUGUUUACCGACGAAAUAUUGACGCCAUGGAUUAUAGGAAUAGGAAAAGGAGGGCCAUAAUAGCCUGUCUCUUUGCCGUUGCAGCGUUAGUUCAAAAGGUCACAAGCGAGGACGUCUUCCUCCCCGUCCCUUCUGAGCUCAUCUUCGACGAAGGGGGACACUACCGCUUGGAUUACAGACCCCCUUACGGCAACCCCCCUCCCAACUCCACCUUCUCCCCUCUCAGGGUGGCCGAUGGGAUACAGCUGACGAGGGCGCUGCCAGGAACCAGAUACGAUUUCAGAUUAUAUUACAAGAACGACAGCUUCACCGAUUACCUCAUCUUCGAGGACUCCGUUACCACAGUGCCACCGCCCCCGAGCAAUCUCACGAUCGACGUCCGGGGCGGGCGAUCGGCUCUCGUGUCCUGGGAUCCCCCGGGCACCGGCUCCUACACCGGCUUCAAGCUGAAGGUCAUCCCCCUCUCGGAGCCAAAGAAAACGGAGGUCUUCAUCGUGAAGACGCAGCCUCCCUUCCCCAUCAAGAACCUCACGUCCGGGGCCUCCUACGAACUGCAGCUCCACACCGUCUACGACGGCAUGGAGAGCUCUGCCUAUAUCUCUUCCAAUUUUACGACGAGACCCAACGCUCCAGGGAGAUUCAUCGUGUGGUAUCGGAACGAGACGACCAUGUUGGUCCUGUGGCAGCCGCCAUACCCCGCUGGAUUCUACUCCCAUUACAGGGUGAGCAUCGACCCUAAGGAUGCGAGAGAGAGCGUCAAAACAGUCCUCAGACAAGGAGAGCCUCCGGGACCAGCUCAAGCUUCCUUCCUAGGGCUAGUGCCAGGCCGUGCCUACAACAUCACUGUGGAGACUGUGAGCCACGACCAGAUCUCCCUCCCGACGACGGCACAAUACCGGACGAUUCCCCUGGCCCCCAGGAACAUCACCUUCGACCCCAAGUUCAUCACGACGUCGUCCUUCGUCGCCAAGUGGGAGGCUCCCAAGGGAAUUGGAGAGUUCAACCUAUACCAGCUGAGCUUGGGCGUGAGGAAGAAGGUGCCCCCGCUUAUCAUCGACGGAGACGCCCCAAGAGAAGCCACCUUCGAGGGACUCGAACCAGGGAAGACCUACAAUGUCAUCAAGACGGUUUCGGGCAUCGUCGCUUCUUGGCCCACUACGGCAAACGUCACUACACGUCCAUUGCCAGUGACAGAUUUGCAGGCCAGAGAAAACGAGGCGACACACGAGGUGACGCUCACGUGGAAGGAUGCGGAAAAUUCAAUACAAGAUCACUAUAAGGCUUUGUACCAAGAAGUUGAAGUCUUCAAUGGUGACUCUAGAACCAAAGUUGUGCUAGAUACGGUUGAUGUGGAGGAACUCUACCCAGGCAGAAAUUAUUCACUGUCUGUUUUUGCCAUGUCAAACAACAUCGAGAGUGAACCAACCAUUGGAUACAUUGCUACAAAACCAGCUCCACCCAUAAUUGAAGAACUUCAGUCGAUUCCACAAGGGCUGAACAUAUCUUGGAAGAGUGACGUCACCUCACGACAGGACAAGUACGCCAUUGUUUAUGCCAGGAAUAACACAGGCAAGAGUAUUACUCGACAAACAGUCGACUCUCAUAUUACGCUCACUGACCUGUUCCCUGGGGCUGGUUAUGAGGUCAAGGUGUAUGCCAUCUCUCAUGGCCUUUGGAGUGACCCUCAUACAAAUUUCCAGGCUGUUUACCCCAACCCUGUUCGAAGCCUGACAAUAACGGAAGUAUCAAAUACGUCAAUUACCUUAUCUUGGCAAGCUCCUAUUGAGAGUCUUUUCACUCAUUACAUAGUGAGAUAUCGAACCACAGAAGCUGAGAGCUGGACCAACUUACCUGCUAUUAAUACAACAGGCGCCACAGUGGAUAACCUGGAACCAGGAGAACGUUAUGUCAUCCAGGUCCGAUCAGUUUCAUAUCAUGUUGAGAGCUUCACAGCAGAAGAAGUUGAGAGGACUGUUCCACCUAAUCCAGUCAAGGGGAUUAGUUAUCAGCUUGAUUCCCAAAAUAUUACUUUCGAGUGGCCAAGACCUGAAGGAAGAAUUGACUACUAUACUUUUGUAUGGUGGAAUGCAGCAACCCCUGAAAGGAAGAAAUCGAAAGAAGUUUCAGGAACCCAAGCUACAGAGGGGAUAGAGCGCAAACUUACAGUGUUAGUUGGUGAACUAAGACCUGGAGAACUUUACAACUUUGAAAUUUAUACUACUGCACAUAAUGUAAAGAGUGAAACUGUCACCUUAUCACUAAGGACAAUGCCAGUCAUCACUUCUGAUAUAACAAUAGUUAAUCAGCUAGAAACAAGAUCCUUCACUGUAAUCUACACCCCAACUCCAAGUACUGAUGCUACAUUUGACAAGUACAGGUUCAUGUUGUCAGAUCCUUCUAUACCAGUAAAGGAAAAGCUAUCUGAGGACACUGAUCGCAAGAUAAUAUUUGAGCGCCUGGUACCUGGAAGAUUGUACAACAUCACUGCCUGGACUGUAUCUGGAGACGUAACCAGUCAGCCAUUGAUACGGCAAGAUCGACUGUACCCAGAACCUGUCAGCAACAUAAAUGCUACUCUUACAACAGAUACUGCAAUUCACCUUUCAUGGACCAAACCUGAGGGAUACUAUGACACAUUUGAGGUCCAGUAUCUGACAGAAGAUGGCCUACUUACAAAUCAGACGGAUCGUCCUUCCAUCAGUUUGACCCAUCUACGACCCUAUCACAACUACACUUUCACUGUAUUAACUCGAGCGGGGGAUGUUGAGCACAUUAUGAGGCAGUCAACAUCAGUAUCAGCCACCUUUGCUACAAGUGAAAGUAUUCCAGGACAAGUUGAGAUAUUUAUGCCAGUUGUAAUCCGACCUAAUCUUGUAAGGUUUAAUUGGUCUCUUCCACAAGAAGAAGAAAAUGGUGUUCUUUCUGAAUUUACCAUUAAGUACGGAAUUAAGAAUUCAUCUGUAAUGAAUGAAGAAAAAUUUACCCCUGAAGAGUUUAGUGGCACAAUCAGAGGUCUUAUUCCGGGGGAAACUUACACCUUCCAAAUUGAAGCUAGAAAUAAGAAGGGCCCGGGAAGAAUCAAGACUUAUGAACUGACAAUGCCCAUUUGGGCACCUAACAAACCAAAUGAGAAGGUUUUCCCUACGGAAGUUUCACAUACUUCAACAACAAUCCGCAUUCGUUUCCGUGAAAACUACUUCUCCAACGAAAAUGGAAAUAUUAUUGGAUAUAGUGUCAUUGUGGCUGAAGGGCAUCAUAACAAACAAUCAGGGGGCCUUGAGUUGCCUGCAUGGAAAGAUGUGCAAGGUUACACUAUUUGGCCACCGUACCAAGUUAAUGAGCCAUACUAUCCGUUUACUUCAACACUAGUUGAAGACUUUGUCAUUGGAAAUGAAAGUGAUUGUGAGAAUGCAAAAGGGUACUGUAACGGCCCCCUCAAACCUGGAACCAGCUAUAAAGUCAAGAUAAGAGCUUACACUAGCCGGGACAAAUUUGCUGAUACCGUCUUCACUGAAUUUAUAACAGAUUCUGAAAGUGGAAGCAUUGGGAUGGCUGUGGGUAUACCUAUUGUUGUUGUCAUAUUAAUUGUAGUAUUUGUGAUGAUAAUGAGACGUCGAUCAUGCCGCCUCCAAAAAAGAAACUCGGAUAUUGAUUUGGGACUCCCAGAUAUUAAAACACGGAGGCCAAUCAAGCUUAAAAACUUUGAAGCCUACUAUGAAUUCAUGUCAGCAGACUCGGAUUACCGUUUUGCUGAAGAAUAUGAAGCUUUGAAGUAUGUUGGGCAUGAUCUACCAAGAACUGCUGCUGAUCUUCCUGUUAAUCGGCCUAAAAACAGAUUCACUAACAUCCUGCCAUAUGAUAUCACAAGGGUAAAACUUCAACCCACUGAUGAUGAAGAAGGAUCUGAUUACAUAAAUGCUAAUUAUGUUUCUGGCUACAAUUCCCCCCGUGAAUUCAUUGUUACUCAAGGUCCAUUGCCUUCAACUUGUGAUGACUUCUGGAGAAUGUGUUGGGAAAGCAAUUCACGUGCCAUUAUAAUGUUGACACAGUGUAUAGAGAGGGGAAGAGAAAGGUGUCACCACUAUUGGCCUUAUGAUAGGAGGCCUAUAUAUUAUGGUGAUAUAAGAGUUGCUAUUGUCAAAGAACAACAGUUUCCAGAUUGGAAUAUUUCCGAAUUUAAUGUUUCCAAGGGUGAUGUUUGUAGAAUAGUACGUCACUUCCAUUUCACAACGUGGCCUGAUUUUGGAGUUCCAGAUCCUCCUCACACUUUAGUAAGCUUUGUUCGAGAAUUUAGACAACUUGUGGGAUCAGACCAAAAGCCAAUUAUUGUUCAUUGCAGUGCUGGAGUUGGUCGGUCUGGUACUUUCAUAGCUAUAGACAAACUGCUAUUCACUAUGGAAAUAACAGAUGAAGUAGAUAUAUUUGGAAUAGUGUAUAACAUGAGAAGAGAACGUGUAUCCAUGGUACAAGCAGAGCAACAAUACAUUUGCAUUCACCAGUGUGUGCUAGCUGUAUUGCAUCAAAGAGAUAAAGAAUAUUCACCAAAAGAAAUUCAUGAUAAUCCGGGUUUUGACGAUGAUGAAGGGAUAGUUGAUUUAGGCAUGUGACAUGAGGCCUACGGUUUGCAGCCACUGAAUCCCUAUAUUGAUCAUGGUUCACCACCCAUGGGCGAUUCACAUGAUCCUUACAAUCAAAAAGGUUGUCAACCUGCUGGAAAGUUGAAUAAGCUAUAUAGUGACAAAGGCUGUCAACCUAAAGGCAACAUGCAUAUAUCUUACACUGAAGAUGCUCCUCACCUGAGGGGAAAAAUACAUCUGCCAUAUGACAAAGAUUGCUUACCAAUGGAUGACUUGUACAACAGUAACUUAGCUGUUGUGAUAUGAAUCUCAAUUUUCCAGUUUUCUCUAUUUACUCCAUGUCCAUUCCUGAAAAACAAUGAUUUUUACCUGAAUAUGGAAUCUAAAUGAUAAUAUUUUUGUAGCAGUUUAUUGAUUUUACCAUUUUCAUAUUUGUAAAUUUGGCUGUAGAAACCUAUUUUAAAGUUAUUUGAAAUAGGACUGUUAUUGAAGGUUACCAUGCCUCAAAAGGAGAGAAUUUUUUUUGUUUGUGUUACUGGUACCACAAUAUCAAAAUACACAUUUUUAUGUUUCAUAUUAUUAUCUACCAGAUUUCAAAAGGAUAUUUUAACUUAAUUUUAGUUUUUGUUACUGAAAUCAAUAUCAAAAUGCUAUUUUACAUUUUGUAUUACUUUAUUGUUAAAUUUUCGGUGUUGCAAUGUUUUCCAAAAAAAAUUUUUUUUAACCAACUGACAAGCUGGAAAAAUCCACAGUGAAACCCCCAUAUUUGUGGGGAAUGUGUUCCAGACCCCCCUUGAAUAGCUAAAAUCUGCAAAUGCUUAAAACCUGUAUAAAUGCAAAACUGCCUAUUUUGAUAGUUCAAACACAAGAAAAUCCCACAAAAUUGUUUAUACCUGAAUAUGUAUUUUAAUAGUUUUCACAAAAAGUGCAUUCAAGUCAUAAAACUGAUAUGAAAAUACAUUAUUUAGUGAAUAUUUCUCAGUGAAAAACACCACAUACAGGCAAAUUGUCCACAAAUAAUGGUUGGUUGUGUUUCACAGAGAAACCUGCGAAUCUUGAGAACGCAAAUAAAGGGGUUUACCUUAGUGGGUUUUCUUAGCUUGGUAGCAUAUAAGAUAAAUUUCUUGAUGGCAUAUAAGGUAAAUUUCAGUAAGACUUGGGUGAUACUCUGGUUAACCUGAGCUUCAAAAUUUGUUUCCCCAAGGAAGCACUUCAGAUUCUUUUCUUCAAUACUCAAAUUAAGAAGAGUGAACAUUGUUGUGACAAGUUAUAUAUUCUUGUCAGUACCAAAUGCCAAGACAGACAGACUCAGGGGAUGGCUAAAUAUGCAUUAUUCAUUAAGAGGAAUUAUAGAAAUAUACCUGCUUGAAAAUUAUAAGGAAAGCCAUGUCUUUGUUACGUCUGAAUUUCAGUUACGUGUAGCAUCAUGUAAUAUUUGAAAUUACCUUAAACUAUGUGUUUAAGAUGUGGUAUUUUAUUUUUGACAAUAUUACAUGAAUGGCAUGGUACAAAAUUUGAAAAUCAAAAAUGUUCACAAAACAGUGCCAUUUAUGCUGUGUACUUUCAAAUCAUAUCUAUACUGCUGUGGGCAUGUAGUGAAAAGAUUCCGUCCUUAAAUUACUGUAAAUUGUAAAUACUUAAUGUAUGAAGGUUGUUAUUUUAAAAGAGAUAAGUCUUUAUGUGUACAGUUAAUAUUUUAUUAUUUCUUUGCUCACUGAAUUGUCACAAUGGUGUUUUCCUGAAAUACAUUAAUUGAACACAAAAUAUAAGGCUGUGUUUAAUCUUUUUUUGUACUGUACCAGUACUAAUGCAUGCUGUAAUAUAUAGUUAACAUGAUGUACUUAACAUUUUACUAGUAUUCAGGAGAAUUCAAACACACUCCAAUGAUAUGAAUGAAAAUCCUUGUAAAUCUUUUAUUGAAGAGUUGUCUGUAUGAUGUAUAUUAUAUGAUAUAAAAAUGUAAAAAUAAUUGUUAUUGUAAGUCAUACCUACUGUAUCUUGUACUUUCUUCAAUUUUGAUAGUACUUGAGCCAUUUCUUAUCACCUUUCAUGUCUAAAGUCAUACAUUUUAAAAUGCAAUAGCAAUGUCAUGUAUAUCAAAAGACUUAGCUAUAUUUUUAUGGCAUACAAGUAUUAGUUUAUAUAAAUGUAAAAAACUAUUUUUAUACAAAAUUAUCUUGUCUUUUCUUUCAAGUAGGUUUUAAGAAUGUUAGGGAAUAACAAUGCCUCCUGAAAUGUACUGAUAUAUCUGUAGAAUAUUGUUUUUAUGUUAUUUAAUAAAGUGAUACUUAGAAAAAUAUAGAACAAAAUGUUCUUUCUUGUAUAUUUGGAAGUAGAAUUUACAUGUUGUAAAGUACUGUUUACAAUGGUAAUUCCUUCCUAGUACGAUUAUUCUUGAACAGAUAAUAUGGUUUCCACUGUGAAAUAUAAAAUUCUCUGAAUACAACAUGACCAUUAAAGACAAAUUACUGGUACUUUUAUUACUGUUGUUGUUGUUAUUUUCUUUUUGUAAGUCGAUUAUUAAAUUAGUACAGGAGUCCCAGUUUAUAGAAGAACUUUUAAUGUAAGUUCAUUAUAUGGACAGUCACAGUGCGUACUUAACUUUCAUCCAAGAAGUUGCAGUCUUUUUACUUCUUCACUUAUUCAGUGCUGUAUCUCAUUUUUUAAAUGAAUCGAGUCAUGUCUAUGUACUAUACUUCCAAUUAUAAUAGAUUCUCUUCUGUACAUGGUCGUAUUUAUACAUAUUGUUGAUAAUAAAAAUGUUACUUGAAA